GGGGAGGGGCCGGCGGGCCGGAGAGGCCCGGGGUCAAGACGUCCGGCCUCGGGGGCCCGGGGCUGGGCAGCCGGGUCUCCCGGACGGCGCCGAGCGGGGCGAGUGGCGAGGGCUCCGAUCUCAAGGCACCCCGGCUGGGUCGCAGGAUCGUCCGCCAUCGCCACCGCCGCUGCACCGGGAGCUGGCUGGGAUGGAGCGGGAGGAGUCGCCGUGGGGCCUCGAGCCUCGGGAUGUGCAAAGUCCUGACGAAAUGGGGAGCCCCGAAGGGUCCCUCAAAGGCAACACGAGUGAGAAUGAGGAAGAGGAAAUUUCUCAGCAAGAAGGCAAUGGGGACUAUGAAGUUGAAGAAAUACCUUUUGGCCUUGAACCCCAAAGCCCUGGGUUUGAGCCGCUAAGCCCAGAAAUUGAAUCCCAAAGCCCCAGGUUUGAGCCUGAAAGCCCAGGGUUUGAGUCCCGAAGCCCUGGGUUUGUGCCCCCAAGCCCUGAGUUUGCACCCAGAAGCCCUGAAUCAGAUCCUCAGAGUCCAGAGUUUGAAUCCCAGAGCCCUAGGUAUGAACCCCAAAGCCCUGGCUAUGAUCCCAAGAGCCCAGGCUAUGAACCCAGGAGCCCAGGUUAUGAGUCCCAAAGCCCUGAAUUUGGUUCUCAAAGCCCCAGGUAUAAAUCUCAGGGGCUGGGACAUGAAUCCCAAAACUCUGGAGAUGAACCUCCGACUCCUGAGUUAAAAAUUCAAAACCCUGAACUUGAAGCUCAGAGUUCUAAAUUCCAGGAAGGUACUGAGAUACUUCUGAAUCCUGAGGAAAAGAAUCCCUUAAGCAUCCCCUUAGGAGUUCACCCCCUGGACUCCUUUACUCAGGGGUUUGGGGAGCAGCCCACAGGAGCUCUAUCCCUAGGGCCACCUUUUGAGAUGCCUACAGGGACCCUGUUGUCGACGCCCCAGUUUGAGAUGCUUCAGAACCCCCUGGGUCUGACAGGGACCCUCCGGGGUCCAGGGCGGCGGGGUGGCCGGUCCAGGGGUGGGCAGGGCCCUCGGCCUAACAUCUGCGGUAUCUGCGGGAAGAGCUUCGGCCGGGGCUCCACCCUGAUCCAACACCAGCGCAUCCACACGGGGGAGAAGCCUUACAAGUGCGAGGUGUGCAGCAAGGCCUUCUCCCAGAGCUCCGACCUCAUCAAACACCAGCGCACACACACCGGCGAGCGGCCCUACAAGUGUCCCCGCUGCGGCAAGGCCUUCGCCGACAGCUCUUACCUGCUGCGACACCAGCGCACCCACUCUGGCCAGAAGCCCUACAAGUGCCCGCACUGUGGCAAGGCCUUUGGCGACAGCUCCUACCUCCUGCGACACCAGCGCACCCACAGCCACGAGCGGCCCUACAGCUGCCCCGAGUGCGGCAAGUGCUACAGCCAGAACUCGUCCCUGCGAAGCCACCAGCGGGUGCACACCGGGCAGCGGCCCUUCAGCUGUGGCAUCUGCGGCAAGAGCUUCUCGCAGCGGUCGGCGCUCAUCCCCCACGCCCGCAGCCACGCCCGCGAGAAGCCUUUCAAGUGCCCGGAGUGCGGCAAGCGCUUCGGCCAGAGCUCGGUGCUGGCCAUCCACGCCCGCACCCACCUGCCAGGCCGCACCUACAGCUGCCCCGACUGUGGCAAGACCUUCAACCGCUCGUCCACGCUCAUCCAGCACCAGCGAUCGCACACGGGCGAGCGGCCCUACCGCUGCGCCGUGUGCGGCAAGGGCUUCUGCCGCUCGUCCACGCUGCUGCAGCACCACCGCGUCCACAGCGGCGAGCGGCCCUACAAGUGCGACGACUGCGGCAAGGCCUUCUCGCAGAGCUCCGACCUCAUCCGCCACCAGCGGACCCACGCGGCCGGCCGCCGCUGAGCCGUGGCCCCCGGCCAGCCAGGACCAGCCGGAGGAACCUUCUAGCUCCAGAGGGGCCAGCGUGCACGAAGUUCCAGGCGCCGGAGACGAAUGGGGAAAUGGGCUAUGAAGAGAGGGUCGAGGGCGCCCACGGGGGGCAGCAGGAAGUCCGGGGAGAGACCCAGAAAGGGCGAGCGGAGAGCAGGCUGGGCAGCAGGCCACUCCCCGGUGGGCGCCUGGCUCGGCAAAGGCUAGGCGGGGAGGGGGGAGGGGAGGGGAGGCUUCCUUAGAGUUGGGUAGCUUAGAUUGGUAGCUGCGGAGACCCUGGUUGCGUCAGGAAGGGGUAGAAGGGUAGGUAGGGCGGGGAGCAGGGCCUGGGCCUCAGUGCCAAACCCCAGCCUGCCUUGUCUUCUUGGGCUUGGGAGCCCCUGCGUUUGAGUUCAAUAAAAAAAACUUUUAUGUGGUGAAA
Dipodomys spectabilis (banner-tailed kangaroo rat) is the source of this 2324-nucleotide messenger RNA. It is a transcript of the gene Znf768, whose product is annotated as zinc finger protein 768. The transcript is spliced from 2 exons. Bases 191 to 1876 code for a protein of 561 amino acids. Lineage: Eukaryota; Metazoa; Chordata; Mammalia; Rodentia; Heteromyidae. Gene Ontology annotation, biological process: transcription by RNA polymerase II. The record is from RefSeq and is a predicted model, not a curated record. Gene Ontology annotation, molecular function: DNA binding.